AUGGCGACCAAUAAUGUUAUCAAUAUUUUCACCGACGAUUCGAAAUCUUCAUGCUUGCUGAAUAAUUGCCUUGGAGAAACGGUAAGUUCAUUUUUAUUUCAAGUGAUAAUUUUCUUUGAAAUUCGAAAUUAUAUCUUUCAGCUUGAAGAUGUUCCCAGUUUUGAAAAUACUUGCCAUUUAUUUGAUUUUGAUGAUAAUGAGGGACGUCAAAAUAGUGCUGGGACUGCUUGUAAUGCAACUAUCAAAUUAUACAAUAAUCAACUGGAUCUAUCAAUUUCAUCUGUUUUGAACAAUAAAAUUUCAAAGAUUAUACCAUUAGCUGAUUGGAAAUUAGUAUUUCAAAAUGCAAAUUGUCAUAUUCUUACUAUCGAAACAGAUGGAAACUUGCCAGUGGAAUUAUUAGAUCAAGUUUUAUGUUGUGAUUCAAUUGGUGAUAUUAAAUAUUAUGGUCCUUAUCUCGAAGAGCACGUUCUUAACAAAUUAUCAAUGGUUGCCUUGAAUCACGUAGAGGCCAAGGUUCAGUGUUGGAAAGCUGGAAUGGCAGGAACAACAAAACUAACCCUUCUCGAUAUAACGGACCACGUUGACGAUCUAUAUGACCUUGUUGAAGUCAUGAAAUUUGUCCCGGAUGUCAAUAUUCGAAUGACUUGUAAUGCAUUUAGAGAUAGUGCUCAUUCUGUAUUUGUAAGUUCUAACAUUCACUUCAUUAUCUAAAUAAUUUAAGAUUUACAGGAUCUCCGAAACAUGCAUUGCAUUCCGGAUUGGCAGUUUAUUAUUGAUCAACUCGAGAAUAAAGACGACGCUGAUUUUCUUUUCAGCGUAUUUGAAAAAAUGAUUUAUGAGUUGUUCGGCGAAGACGUUUACUGUGAAAUGGAUUUCGAUCCAGAAAAUAAUCAUCUUUUCAUGACUGUAUUGUCUGAUUCUUACUAA
Messenger RNA from Caenorhabditis angaria, 930 nucleotides. Lineage: Eukaryota; Metazoa; Nematoda; Chromadorea; Rhabditida; Rhabditidae. The record is from the annotation of a GenBank genome assembly.